UAUUCUUCGAAAAAAGAAAAAUAUAUAAUAGUGUGUCGUUUUCCGGUGGCGACGAGAGGGAGAACCGGAGAAGAGAUCUCUCGUUCGUUUUUUUCCCGGUAAAUCCGGCGAGAAAAAGUUCACAUUGAAUCUACGAGAAAAUUUCCUUCCAUUUCACUCCACGAGUUUUCACCUCUCUUGUUCAAUCUCUCAACGUCUCUCCCUCGUUUCUCGUUUUCGCUUUUUCCCCUUUUCCUCUUCUAUUUUACCGGAAUCCGAGAAUUUUUGAUCAGAUCUAGUUUCAGAAAUAGGUUAGUUCCAACAAUGUUGACGGAACGAGGAAGGCGAAUUUCUGGUUUCAAUGGGAGUUUCGAAUUUAGCAAUAGAAAAUUCCGUGGUUAUGGAUUCGUAGAUCGAUCUCAAGGUUUCCAUGAAAGGAGUCCUUCAAGAUCAUGUUCUGUUUCGAAAAUCCUUCGUAUCACGCCACCAACCUCGUCUCCACCGUCUUCGGCUUCUACAUGCGCUGGUUAUAUCGAACACCGGGUCUCCAAGUUCGAUACUCUCGCCGGCAUUGCCAUUAAGUAUGGCGUUGAGGUUGCAGAUAUCACGAAGCUGAAUGGGCUUGUAACUGAUCUUCAGAUGUUUGCUCUUGAGUCUCUCCGAAUACCAUUACCUGGAAGACAUCCUCCUUCCCCAUGCUUAUCUAAUGGCUCUCUAAAUCAUGGAGAGGAUUGGUCCGAGCAAGCUUCAUCCUCAGCUAGCAAUGGCAACCACCAGGACGUAUUUGACUCCUUCCAGUCUUUGAGGUUGAACCAUUCAGAAAAGAAGAUUUCUCCAGCCAUGAACUCCUUGCAAGGUUAUUAUGGACUGAAACCAAAAAACAGAAGAGCUUCUGAAGGUUUUGGGAUGGCAGUCUACAAGAACGAAGCUUCUCAACUCCAAGACAAUGAUCAGUAUCUCACUCCCUUCCCCGCCACCAGUACUCCCUUAUCCCACCACAGAAAAUCAAGAAGCUUGGUAGAUGCAGUUAUCGCCGAGGUUAACCAAUCACCCAACCCUUCAAAAGCAGGAGGAGGAGAAGUGAACUCUACUGAUAAGCCAAUGAGAAGACGCCAAAAAUCUGAAGCCGAUUUUAGUUCACGAGCUCCAGAAUUGCUGUUGAAGGAAGAGAACAGAAGCAGCAGUGGCGCGUUUUCUGCAAUAGCUGGAAAAAAUUUAGCACUGAGAUCCAAAGCAUCAAGCAGAGCUAACUUAUCAGCAGAAACCAGACAUCUCAAUUCCAUACCAAUCAAUUUGAUGGAUGCUCCUGUGGGAGACAGCUUCUCAAGCGUGAGGAAAUCUGUUAGCGCAUCUAGUCUACAAGAACCAAACUGUAACAGCAACGGUUCAUCGCUAUGGCCAACCUCAAAGUGGACCCUGAAACCUGAGUUACUCACACAAGUAGCCAUGGCUAGUUCUAUUUUUGACGGAUUGCCUAAGCCAUUAACUGGUCGGAGAAACAAAAAGGCUGUGGACUAAGGUUAGUUAGGUACUUAGGUUCCGUCGGUCUCGUUAUCGACUGUCCACUUUUGGUUUUUGUAAUCCAAAAGCAAGAAGUCAAUGGCUUUUAUAAUAGAUUGAGGAGUAAAUAGAAAGUAAAAAGUGUAUUGCUGCAUUUCAUUCAUUCAAAACAAUAAGGCAAAAUAGGUUGUGACAUUGAGAGUCAAAAUUAGGCAUUAAGGUUUUGUUGAAUUUAAUUUGUACGUUAGAUGAAUAAUCGAAUAUCAGAAUACUGUAUUCAAAGUUUCAAAGUAUUUAUUGGUUAA
This is a messenger RNA of Arabidopsis thaliana (thale cress), 1784 nucleotides long. Its product is annotated as Peptidoglycan-binding LysM domain-containing protein. The record is from RefSeq and is marked reviewed. Lineage: Eukaryota; Viridiplantae; Streptophyta; Magnoliopsida; Brassicales; Brassicaceae. The transcript has 3 exons. Bases 304 to 1497 code for a protein of 397 amino acids. Gene Ontology annotation, cellular component: plasma membrane.